This is a messenger RNA of Acanthoscelides obtectus, 312 nucleotides long. The record is from the annotation of a GenBank genome assembly. NCBI's taxonomy places the organism in Eukaryota, Metazoa, Arthropoda, Insecta, Coleoptera, Chrysomelidae.
AUGGAUGAAAACUUCCAUCUGGUGCUCCAACUGCUUCAAGAUAACUGCUCGAUACUUGGCUACAAAAUUUACACGUACGCGAGCACGAUGCACAAGGUGCAAGUGUUAGCCAACCUGGACUUCAAAAUCAGCGAAAUCGCGCUCGUGAUCGAGCUGCUAAUCGUGGCUCACAAUUGUUUUACCGCCGAUUGCAAUAUGGAAGGCAUCACCAUCAUUCUGAAGAAGUGUCAGAAGUGUUUCAAAAGUGUAUCAAAAAUUUCAAAAGAGACAGAGUUCCAUGUAAAUCUCGGCAAUCAUUCCGUGUAUAAAUAA